This is a messenger RNA of Suillus fuscotomentosus, 495 nucleotides long. RefSeq lists its product as uncharacterized. Lineage: Eukaryota; Fungi; Basidiomycota; Agaricomycetes; Boletales; Suillaceae. The coding region runs from base 1 to 495 and encodes 164 amino acids. The transcript is spliced from 2 exons. The record is from RefSeq and is a predicted model, not a curated record.
AUGUGGCAAAGACGUGCCAGGGCAAGUCGAGGGAUGGACAAUGCGGCAGAGAAGUGCCAGGGCGAGUUGAGGGAUUGGCAAUGCAGCAGAGAGGUGCCAGGGCGAGUGGGAGGGAUUGACAAUGCGGCAGAGAAGUGCCAGGGCGAGUUGAGGGAUUGGCAAUGCAGCAGAGAAGCGCCAGGGCGAGUGGGAGGGAUUGACAAUGCGGCAGAGAAGUGCCAGGGCGAGUUGAGGGAUUGGCAAUGUAGUGACUGUAUGGUUAAUCGUAAACAUCUCGUCCAACGCCUGGAUAAGCGACUCUGUGCUGGCAUCGAGUCCUUGAUCGAAAAAACCAAGCUCCUCCGCGCCAACAUAAUCAUGAUCGUCGCCCUGUUCAUCGUCAUCAUCAUCGUCAGUAGGACCUCGCCGGUGCAUGCUUUUGCUCAGCGUUUCCCUACUUUCCAAGGGUUCAUGUACUGUCGCCUGCGUAAUAGGACAGGGCCUUGGCUCAUGUGA